GUCAGGUAGGUAGUGACGCGAUGUGGAACAUAAACAACAAACAAUGGGCUGUGGGUUAUAGAUCUUGUGAAGUACUUUAACCGACAGAGGCUAUUUGUACGUGAACUUUCACAUUUGAGAACUAUUGCGAGCUUUGGCUGUGACGUAUUUGACGCAAGGACAACCAUGAGGCUCUGCUACCCCUUAUUGAUAUGCCUGGUCCUAACCAUGUCCUCAUCUUUCAUAAUUUCAUCCAAACACAUGUGGACCAAAAUGAUCCUCACUCAUCAUUGGCCAACCACUUUCUGUUCGAUGGAGCACUGUCAAAGCAACAUUAGCCAGUGGACACUACAUGGAUUCUGGCCAGAUGGUGGCGCUUUCUGCAAUUCUUCAUGGCAUUUCAACUCUUCUGAAAUAGAGGACCUGCUCCCAGACAUGAAGACGAGUUGGCCUGACUUGUUUGAUCCCUUGUCUAAUGAAUUCUGGAAAUAUGAGUGGAAGAAACAUGGUACGUGUGCAGCCAAAGCCAUUUCCCUGAACAGCCAACAUAAAUACUUCAGCAAGGCACUGAAUCUGUAUCAUACACUGGAUUUGGACAGCAUCCUGAAGAAGUUUUCCAUCACACCUUCUCCACAAUACUAUAAUUUCUCAUACAUUGAAGGAGUAAUAGAAAACUUCUACCACGUCAAACCUAAGAUCCAGUGUGGCCAAUCAACAAAGAAUGACAGUUUCCAGGUUUUGGGGCAGAUUGAGUUGUGUUUCAACAGUAGUUUCGCCCUGAUGGACUGUGAGAAACCGGUUUCCACGGAAUCUGUUCCCGAUAGAGGUUGGGACUAUACCAUGAAUGUUGACAAGGGAUCAGGGUUAUCUAUGUGCAACCCGGAUGUGCCAGUUUACUAUCCACCUGUUGAAUAAUACAAAAACCCAAUACUUUCACAAAUUGAAAUUGAACAACACACUAUGAUGAGGAUUCUUUUUUAUUCAAAUGCAUUGAAAUUCUGACUGUGACUUGAAUAAAACCUACCUUUGAUUGAAAUGUUCUUUUUACGUCCUACAAACCAGGACGCACACUCCACUGUCACUUUGUGCUUUGCUGGAAUUAUAUCCCCUUCUGACUCUUACAAGUAGAUAAGUCUGCCAGUGCACAGCAUGGGUUUCUCUGCAGCACAGCAGGGGGCAUUAUGGUAAUUUCAAGUCAGGGCGGGCAGGGAGUUUAAUAUGCUGCACAUUUAUAUAUCUUCGUAGUGUGCAUUUUUUAUUAUUGGUAGGCAUAUUUAUUUCUACAUUGCUACAUGUGCUUAUAUACCACCUAUUGCGUGUCCUCUCUCAUGUUUUGGCAGGGAUGUUUGCAUUUGUUUGUAUACAUUAAUGCAUUUUUGUUUUGUUUUGGUUUUGUUUUCAGAAUCAUGAUAACCAAGUUUAUCUGGCAAUUCAGUUUUAUAUAUAUGUAGUACCAAAUCACAACAGCAGUCGCCUCAAGGUGCUUUGUAUUGUAUGGUAAAAGCUACAGUAAUAUAGAUGAUAUGGAUGUUUUGAGGACCAUCUUUGUAAGCCCACAGUGCCACUUAUGAACCACUUUAUAACUGUUAAGUAUGUGUGUUUGAUGUUCCCUUUUUAGGUCUGUUUCCAUAAAUAUAAGGUGGUAUGCAAUAAAUCCUUCAUUUAUUUCAAUAUUCAUUAAGAGAUGUGAGUGUCAGCACAGUACAUUACACAAGAUGCCAUACAAGUUCACAGCACAUCAGUUUUUGCUGACCUAUGGCCUGAAUAAGGUUUAGCACUUGUUUUGGAAAAGGUUAUUUAACACCUCACCGAUCUGCACACCGACUUGUUUCUGUUGAUGCUGUUGGACUGUGGCUUUUUGUGCAUAGAUGAAUCAUUUUAAAUCUAAUGGAUUUUAUUGUAUCUACAGUAGAUCAGUGCUGUAGUGUGAAAUUACUGACCUAAGCAUGUGUAUCAUUUUUUUCUCACAAUAAAGCCUUCAAUAUCUA
Oreochromis niloticus (Nile tilapia) is the source of this 1967-nucleotide messenger RNA. RefSeq names its product ribonuclease T2 (gene rnaset2). Gene Ontology annotation, biological process: RNA catabolic process. Bases 166 to 894 code for a protein of 242 amino acids. Gene Ontology annotation, cellular component: extracellular region. NCBI's taxonomy places the organism in Eukaryota, Metazoa, Chordata, Actinopteri, Cichliformes, Cichlidae. The transcript is spliced from 10 exons. The record is from RefSeq and is a predicted model, not a curated record. Gene Ontology annotation, molecular function: RNA binding; ribonuclease T2 activity.